UGUCAGGUGUUGUUGCCAUGACAACCCAUAUUGUGAGUUUUUUUUAUGCUCUUGAGACAGACAGACAGACAGACGGCAACAGCGAAAAAAAAAGAUUGGUCUAACCUUCUGCCAGACUUCUAGCUAAAUAAGCUCCAAACUGAAAGUCUGAUAUGGAAGAGACUGCUACGACGGAGGAAGCCGUGGAGUUAAAAGCCUCUAGCGAGGCCAUCGCCUUUCUGUCCAGCAUACGGGCUGCGGAGAUGCAGCGGUGUCUGUUUGAAGACUCUCUGGUGACAGUGUCCGAGGGGGGCAGAGAGCUGGGAGAGUUUAAGGUGACUGUGGAGAGGACCAUUUGCAGGGAGCAGCCUUGCCUGCUGCUGCAUGCACACAGCCAUGGAGCUAUUGACAACACUCCCUGUGGUACAGCCAUCACUGCCUACCUUUCUUUGAACCUGGAGACCCUGGAGCAAAACCACCACGAGUACGUCAAGCUUCAGGACCACCGAUUGGACAGGAAGUGUCACAUGGUCCAGCAUGAUGGACAGCUGGUGGUGAACAAAAUCACCACUGUGGGAGAGGAGAUUAGGAGGCAGACCUUGUCGUACCCUCUGUCCUCUGUGAAGGGGUUAGUGUCCGAGGGCUCUAACCUGCUGCUGCUGAGGGUAUUCGCUCUGAGGAAGAACGUCCCGGAAAACAUGACCUUCCUCUCCUUCGACCAGGACACACACAUAUCCACCUCCACAUAUAAGGAGCUGGGGUGCAGGCAGCAGACGGCGGGAGAGGAGGUGGUGGAGGUGUUUGGGGUGGAGAGGACGGUCAACUCGGUGGAGGACAUCCCAGCCAUGUGGCACUGCUACUUCCUGUCUGACGGGCAUCUGGCUAGCCGAGUGCAGGUGGGCUCUCCUGUGACCAUGAGGCUCUUGCUACUCCCGCUCCAAACACACACAGAGGUGAGAGAUGAUAAGCCUGUGUUUGAGAAGAGGUCUCUGGUCUGGGAGGAGGACAUGCAGAUGCACUCCAUGUUCCUGGACAGAAAGGAGGAGUUGAAGGCGGAGCAUGCCUCGUACCUGCGGCAGCACCCGGAGCUCCGCACUAUGAUGGCUGACUUCCUGCAGUUUUUGUUACUAAGGAAACCGAGCGACGUAUUUGUGUUUGCCCGCGAAUACUUCUCCCCAUUUGCCUCCCUCCAACCUCCGGGGAGCACCUUCAACACCUCCUCACCCUGAGGAUGCGUCUCAACAGUAUAAAUAGCUUCCUCUCCACUGAUCUGAGACACGUAUGGGAUAGGUGAAAGCACUGUGAUGUAGGCUUGCCGUGCCUACUAGAGAUUGGAAUUAACUUGUCCAAUUAUUUUAUGUCAGUUCAGAUGGAGGAAAGGGAAUGAAGAGAAGAAGCCUCUUUUGAGAUUCAGCCCAGUUCUCUUUAAUAGGUUCUGUCUUUCAUCUUUUUUUCAUUUUUUUGCCCCUUUUUCUCCCCAAUUGGUAGUUACAGUCUUGUCCCAUCACUGCAACACCUGUACAGACUCGGGAGAGGCGAAUGUCGAGAGCCAUGUGUCCUCCGAAACACAACCCCGCAAAGCCGUACUGCUUCUUGACACAAUGCCCGCUUAACCUGGAAGCCAGCCGCACCAAUGUGUCGGAGGAAACCAUGUACACCUGGCGACCGUGUCAACAUACAUGCGCCCGACCCGCCACAGGAGUCACUAAAGCGUGAUGGUGACGCGAUUGUGCACAUCUUCACGGGUCUCCCGGUCGCAGCCAGGAAUCGAACCAGGAUCUGUAGUGACACAGCUAGCACUGCAAUGCAAAGCCUUAGACCGCUGGGAGGCCCUCCGUCUUUCAUCUCUUGAGGGACAACUGAACUAUUUAUUGGUGGUUUUUGCAAUAAGGCAGAGCAGUGGUUAUGAAGGAAAUAAGAUGAGGAAAGGGAGCACUAAAUUAUUGGGACAUAGAUAAGGAAUUCCAGGAGCUCAUUUUCAGCUGUGUGUGUGUUGUCAUUUUAAAUUUCAAUAAAGCGUAAUGUUUUAUUUAAGCAAAA
Oncorhynchus mykiss (rainbow trout) is the source of this 2019-nucleotide messenger RNA. RefSeq names its product ciliogenesis associated TTC17 interacting protein (gene catip). NCBI's taxonomy places the organism in Eukaryota, Metazoa, Chordata, Actinopteri, Salmoniformes, Salmonidae. Gene Ontology annotation, biological process: actin filament polymerization; cilium organization. The record is from RefSeq and is a predicted model, not a curated record.